UUCGCGCGAAAUGUUCUCGCUGUGUCUCGCCCGCUGACUAUUUGUAUCUUCGUUUGAAACUGACUGUCAGUUAAAGCAGAUAUAACGCGCAGAUCAUCUCAAAGGUGUCUUUUUAUUUACCGAACUCGUAGAAGAGACAGGGAGGAAACAAGAUGAAAUAUUUCACCAGACCGAGGGUCAGACGAGAGUACAAGUGGCGUGGACAGCCUCUCGGUUUCAAUAGGAAGCUAAAAACCUACGAUUACGGCUCCUUGGCCAUCAGUGUGGAGGGUCUCCCAAGGACUACCAUCAUUAUUCCUGGGCAACACAUUCUCAUAGAGGGGGACGAUGAAGACAACCCAUAUGUGGCUAAAGUCGUCAGGCUAUUUGGUGAUGAGAGCGGGAAGAUGAAGGCACUCGUUCAGUGGUUCGUACGGGUGUCUGAAGUGCCUUUGAGCAAACUGAAGCUGCUUGGCAGGGAGCCUCAUCCACAGGAGGUUUUCUACUAUCAGGGUCGCAGCUGUGACGACGAGGUCAACGUCGAGUCUAUCCUCCAACCUGUGCAGGUGAAACACCUGGAUGCCGCUGCUCCGUUCCCCAACUCUGAUGACAAAGACACUUUGUACGUCAAGCUGUCCUGGGACUCCAAGGCCUUCAGGGUGGUGGCUGAACCUGCUUCAGCUUCCUCCCUUGUUCCCCAUGCAACACCCUCCCUCCCCCCCUCACCCCCCUGCUCCCCACUUACAGCCACCCCUGCCUCCAGAGGCUCUUCUCGACGGGCCCUGCCCACUCCAGACCCUGCUGUCAUGUGCAGAGCGUCACUGGGGGAGGUGAGUUACAGCAUGGCCACCAUGAGUACAGGUAAAGCCAGUGCUGUGGAGUCACUUCACUCGGCCACCAAACUGUCUGCUUCAAAAUGCCUCAGUGCCAAGAGGAGGAACUCGGCGGCCAGGAUGCCUGGAGUCCGCAAGAAACUGGAGCUCAACAGUCCAGAAAAGAAGUCGAUGAUAGAUGAGGACGUCAAAAGCCAGCUUCUGGAUGAGGAGCGGGAUUCAAAGGUGAUGCUGGAUCACAGGCUUUCAUCGUCUCCCCCUCAGCCUCGCCCCCUCACCCACAGGCUCACGCCCAUUAACAAGGCCCACAGAAGCCUCGCCGCUCAGGGCACCAUCCACCUGAAGCCUUCUGCCAUCGUUGUUGACAAGCUGUCCCCCUCGAAGAUGAACAGACCUUCGUUAUCUGCCAGGGACAGUUCCACCAGAGUUACCACCCCUGCCCAAAGGAAAGAGCCAAAAUCGAUGAAGGACCCACCCCUGGGUGUGCUAGCUGAGGACGACUGUGAAAGUUCCCCAGUGGUAGCUGCUGCACUACGGAGCUCUCAGAGGAAGUCGGCUCUGCUUGUGUCGUCGCGCAUUAGGAAACAACUGAAUCUUCUGGACAACCAGCAGGACUUGAACUCAGAUGGAGAAGAUGAGGAUGAGUUUGUUCCAUCCAAGAGGGAGUUAAAGAGCAGCAGCGAGGAGGAUGAAGAUGAUGGAGAAGAAGAGGGGCUAGAUAGUGAUGAAGAGAUAUUUGUGAAAAAGGGCAGACACACUCCAGCUCUGUCUCGCACUCCUCGCUCAAAGCAGAAGACCCACUCUAUGAUCAGAAGGCCACGAAAGACUCCCAGCAAGAAGAUCAUACCUGGCACGCCACAAACCGCUCGUCAUGCCACGCCCACCAUCCCCAGCAGGUCAUUGCCGGCCCGACAGCCUGCUAAUGUCCUGGAAGAGGCCAGAGCCAGACUGCAUGUGUCCUCGGUGCCAGAGUCUCUGCCAUGCAGGGAGCAGGAAUUUCAGGACAUCUACAGCUUUGUGGAGAGCAAGAUCAUUGAUGGCACGGGAGGUUGCAUGUAUAUCUCAGGUGUGCCUGGAACAGGAAAGACUGCCACAGUCCAUGAGGUGAUGCGCUGUCUGCAGCACGCAGCAGAUGUGGACGAGAUCCCAACUUUCCACUUCAUUGAGAUCAACGGGAUGAAGAUGACGGACCCUCACCAAGCCUACGUUCAGAUCCUGCAGAAUCUGACAGGUCAGAAAGCCACAGCUGACCACGCAGCAGCACUGCUGGAGAAGAGAUUCACCAACCCAGCACCCAGGAAGGAGACCACCGUACUCCUGGUGGACGAAUUAGACCUAUUGUGGACAAGGAAGCAGAAUGUGAUGUACAAUCUCUUCAACUGGCCAACGCAACGCCACGCCCGCCUGGUGGUGCUGACUAUCGCCAACACCAUGGAUCUGCCAGAAAGGAUCAUGAUCAACAGAGUGGCGAGCAGACUGGGCUUGACCAGGAUGUCAUUCCAACCGUACAGCUUCAAGCAGCUGCAGCAGAUCAUCAUGUCCAGGCUGAACAAGGUGAAAGCCUUUGAGGAGGAUGCCCUGCAGCUGGUGUCCAGAAAGGUGGCUGCUCUGUCAGGUGAUGCUCGGAGAUGUUUGGACAUCUGUCGCCGGGCAACAGAGAUCUGUGAGCACUCAGCCACCAAUCCUUCUGCCACAGGAUUGGUAGGAAUGAAUCAUGUGAUGGACGCACUGAAUGAGAUGUUUUCCUCUGCCUACAUCACUGCCAUCAAGUGUGCGUCGAUGCAGGAGCAGCUCUUCCUCAGGGCCGUCAUCGCAGAGUUUCGGCGACUGGGAUUGGAAGAGGCCACUUUCCAACAGGUUUUUGUGCAGCACCAGGCUCUGUGUCGGGUGGAGGGUCUACAGCCCAUCAGUGUGUCGGAGGGCCUGGCAGUGUGUCAGCGUCUAGGAGCCUGCAGGUUGCUGCUGCUGGAGCCCAGCCGCCUGGGAGUCCUGCAGCGCAUCCGCCUCAAUGUUAGCCAGGACGAUGUCCUCUUUGCCCUGAAGGCCGACUAAAGGAGAAACCUCUUCUCUUGACAAAGUAAACUAUAUGAGAAAAUGUGUGUACAAAUCAACAGCUUUGUUUUACGACAAAGGUGGAAGUCGCUGGUUUGGCUACUGGAUCUUGAUCUGUGGUGCACACUAAAAUCAACUGGAUGGAGUUUUCAAGCCUUACAUUACUGCCUGUGUUGAAAACUUCAACUACUGAGACAGAAAUCACACUCUUCUGUUAUUCAACAGAAUAUUUUAACACAAACUAAUUUUACACCACAUUUCUCCAUAAAUCAGGCUGUUGUCUUGUUUUAGAUGUUUUUAUGGGCGACUCUGUAAUAUCCCCAAUUUUAUUUGAAAUGUGAGGUUUUGCUCCUCUGUCAGGGGUUGUUUUAGUUUUGUGUUAUUUUUAUGUUACAGGACUUGAAUAUGCAAUAAAAGUCAAUCUCUAAUAUUAA
Stegastes partitus (bicolor damselfish) is the source of this 3298-nucleotide messenger RNA. RefSeq names its product origin recognition complex, subunit 1 (gene orc1). Gene Ontology annotation, biological process: DNA replication initiation; mitotic DNA replication checkpoint signaling. Gene Ontology annotation, cellular component: nuclear origin of replication recognition complex. The record is from RefSeq and is a predicted model, not a curated record. Lineage: Eukaryota; Metazoa; Chordata; Actinopteri; Pomacentridae. The transcript has 17 exons. Bases 153 to 2864 code for a protein of 903 amino acids. Gene Ontology annotation, molecular function: DNA replication origin binding; ATP hydrolysis activity; chromatin binding.